AUGCCCGAGGUGCGCGUGCGCCGAGUGGAGAGAGCCGGGCCCGCGGCGCGCAUGCGCGGUCACGGAUCGCGAUCCCGGAACGGAAGCCGCCACAAGAUACAAGAAGGACUUGCAUAUACUGAAUUGAUAAUUUCAAGUAUAAAUGAGGAUGAUAUUAAGUACCCAUAUGAGUGCAUUCUAAGUAAUCCCUACCAAACAGACAAAAAGAUAUUCAUUUUCAGACUGAAAGACAAAAAUCCAGAUAUUCCUGAAAGUGUUUUCAAAACUUCAAUUAUUGCAGCUGUGACUUGUACAUUUGCUAUUAUAUUCCUGUUUAUUCUGUGCAUCGUCUUUAGAAUUGAGAUUGUUUUAUUGUACAGAAGCAUCACAGGACUGGAUGAGACAACUGGAGAUUCUAAAGAAUAUGAUGCGUACAUCUCUUUUGAAAGUUAUUCUAGCCUCCAGGGUGAUGAGAGACAUUUUGCAUUACACACUCUUGCCCCAGUUUUGGAAAACUGCUUUGGUUUUAAACUAUGCAUUUUUGAGAGAGAUGUUUCUCCAGGAGGAGCAAUGGUUGAUGACAUGAAUGCAUUUCUGGAGAAGAGCAGGAGAUUAAUCAUUGUCUUCAGCAAAAAUUAUACCUCUGAUAAAGUAAUGUAUGAGCUUGAAAGUGGCUUACACAAAGCAUUGGUGGAACGGAAUAUUAAAGUUAUUCUGAUUGAGUUCACACCUCUCAGUGAGCUAAGUGUUAUACCGGAAUCUUUGCAGCUGCUCAAGACAACAAAUAGGAUUAAAUGGAAAGGAGAGAAGUCUCGUCCUCUGAAUUCUGGAUUUUGGAAGAAAAUGCAGUAUCUAAUGCCAGCAAAGCCAGCAUUGUCAAGAAGUGAUUUUCAUAACCUGAAGGAAAUACAAGUUUCAAGAAAAGAAAAACAUAUAAUUGAUGUUUUAACUCAGGAAUAAAAGAAUGAAAAGAGACAUACAAAAUAACUUUGUCCAUGACAGUCAUA
Messenger RNA from Nanorana parkeri, 986 nucleotides. RefSeq names its product interleukin-18 receptor 1-like. The record is from RefSeq and is a predicted model, not a curated record. The coding region runs from base 1 to 939 and encodes 312 amino acids. Gene Ontology annotation, biological process: signal transduction. NCBI's taxonomy places the organism in Eukaryota, Metazoa, Chordata, Amphibia, Anura, Dicroglossidae. The transcript has 5 exons.